Fomitopsis serialis is the source of this 2033-nucleotide messenger RNA. RefSeq names its product Mif2/CENP-C like-domain-containing protein. NCBI's taxonomy places the organism in Eukaryota, Fungi, Basidiomycota, Agaricomycetes, Polyporales, Fomitopsidaceae. The record is from RefSeq and is a predicted model, not a curated record. Gene Ontology annotation, molecular function: centromeric DNA binding. Gene Ontology annotation, biological process: spindle attachment to meiosis I kinetochore; kinetochore assembly; attachment of mitotic spindle microtubules to kinetochore. The transcript has 6 exons. Bases 36 to 1904 code for a protein of 622 amino acids. Gene Ontology annotation, cellular component: kinetochore.
GUUAACGUUCAUGAGCCCGCCCAUCGACGAUCGCAAUGCCCCCAUCCGCCCGCAAGAGUAGCGUCGGUGGCGCCCGAAGAGCGCCAACCAAGUACAUCCCCUACCGCGCAGAUGAUUUCCAGCAUGGCAAGAAGACGGGCAUGGCUGUCGCCUAUGUCGACCACCGCUCGGACGAGUUCGAGCCGUUUGACAAGGUUAUGAGCCAGGCGGACCAGCGCACACCGCCUCGCGUGCAGAACUCCCGCAAGAGGCGUGCGCAGACACCGAAGCCGAAGACUCCAAGGACGCCGGCCGUACAGGAGGUCGAUGAGGACGGGGAGAUGUCAAUGGAGUUGGAAGAUAGUAUACCAAACUCGCCCUCUGCGUACUUUGCGAACGCCCGUGUGAAUACGAUCACCUCCAGUGUUCCGCGGGUGGGCUCGUCCUCCCGGCCUGUCGCACAUUCCUCGGACGUCGACUUUGACAAAGUGCCCUCUCCGCGCGAGUCGCCCGCUUUCUCACAUCGACGUUCCCUUGGUCAGUCGAGGAAUUCUGGUCCCUCGAAUUUGUCACAGUCUACGGUGGCUCAGGGUGAGGAUGAGGAACCCGUGGAUGACGGGAUGGAGUUUGGUGGGCCGGACUUUGACGGGGGCGGAGGCUUCGACUCAGAUGAUGACGAGCCUUCGCAAUCGUAUCAGGGUCCACAAUCCUCUCAGCGGCGUUCAAGUGUACAUACGCCGAGGCGGACGAGCUUCGCCCAGAUGGACCAGGACGAUGAAGACGAACGAGAGCAGGUCGAACAGCUGACAGACAACGAACCCACGCCGAAAGCGAAGGGCAAGCAACGCGAUACUGGGGAUGUGCCUCAGCCGGACUAUGAGAUGGAGGACAACAUCUCGCGAGGUCUUGCCGAGGUCGAGCAGGAACCCACGGACGAGGAGGAUGUGCCCUUGCGUAAACGGACAGGACAGGACCGCGGCGAUGACGACAGCAUCGAGAAACACCAACGGCCGAGCAAGAAAGCACGUACAGAGAAUGAAGGCGCCAAGAAGCCGCGCGGUAGACCCAAGGGGUCGAAGAAUUACGUCCUGCGGGAAGUCACUCCCAAUGAUGAGAACACGGAUGGCCUGCGUCGUGGGAGGCGCCUGCGAUAUAAGCCACUCGACUGGUGGAGGCUCGAGAAGGUCGUGUAUGGCCGACGGGAGACAGGCACGUCGUAUGUGCCGACCAUCAAGGAGAUUCAUCGGAUACCGAAGGAGGAACCUCUGCCAUUGGGUGCAAAGCAUCGCAGAAAGCGUCCGCCGCGCAGCAAGAGUAAGACCGCCGACGAAGCGCAAGGGGCUCUGGUUUUCAACCCCGAAGAAGGGUGGGAUGAGGACACGCAGGCUGAAGCCCUGGUCAUCGACUACAAGUCGAAGGAGGAUAUCCCGAAACGCAUCGCGUUUACGGCGAAGAUGGUCACGCCAAAGGCGGCAGCUAAUAAUGACUUCUACUUCCAGAAGGUCUUUGGCGAUGCGGACUUCAUUGCCGCCGGAGAACUCAUCAUCCCUCCAGAUGGGCAGAAGCCCACCAAGAGUACCAAGGAUAACACAUUCGUAUUUUAUGUCAUCGAGGGUGCAGUGAACCUCACGGUGCACAAGACGAGCUUCAUUCUGGCAACAGGCGGCAUGUUCCUGGUCCCGCGAGGGAACAUGUACCACAUCCGGAACAUCUCCGAGCGCGACGCAAAGCUGUUCUUCGCUCAAGCUCGCAAGGUCUCGGACGAGGAAAUGGAGGAAGAUAGGAGGUCCGCUCGCAAGAGCCGUGGGUCGUCCGCGUCAGUCGGCCCUACCACCGCUGUCCGUUCGUCCUCAGAGCCACAGCCUCCUGCUACCGCAGCAGGCGCAGCGGCGUUGAAGCGCGCCGCCUCGUCCAGGACGAAAUGAAGGACUCGCGUUACUGUGUCGUGCGGUCCAUCGGAGCUAUGCAACAUUCUCAUGCCGUAUGAAGUCUAUAGUCGCGUCUUGUAUGAUUAUAUGGUUAUGCACUUUAGUAUUCCCAACGAUGCUGGUGUG